Nycticebus coucang (slow loris) is the source of this 597-nucleotide messenger RNA. RefSeq names its product adenylyl cyclase-associated protein 1-like. Lineage: Eukaryota; Metazoa; Chordata; Mammalia; Primates; Lorisidae. Gene Ontology annotation, biological process: cytoskeleton organization; cell morphogenesis; regulation of adenylate cyclase activity. Bases 1 to 597 code for a protein of 198 amino acids. The record is from RefSeq and is a predicted model, not a curated record. Gene Ontology annotation, cellular component: cytoplasm. The transcript has a single exon. Gene Ontology annotation, molecular function: adenylate cyclase binding; actin binding.
AUGAAGACUCACAAGAACCCUGCCUUGAAGGCUCAGAGUGGUCCGGUACGCAGUGGCCCCAAGCCAUUCUCUGCACCCAAACCCCAAACCAGCCCAUCCCCCAAACCAACCACAAAGAAGGAGCCAGCUCUACUUGAACUGGAAGGCAAGAAGUGGAGAGUGGAAAAUCAGGAGAAUGUUUCCAACCUGGUGAUUGAUGACACAGAGCUGAAACAGGUGGUUUACAUAUACAAAUGUGUCAACACCACAUUGCAAAUCAAGAGCAAAAUUAACUCCAUUACAGUAGAUAACUGUAAGAAACUUGGUCUGGUAUUUGAUGACGUGGUGGGCAUCGUGGAGAUAAUCAAUAGUAGGGAUGUCAAAGUUCAGGUAACGGGUAAAGUGCCAACCAUUUCCAUCAACAAAACAGAUGGCUGCCAUGCUUACUUGAGCAAGAAUUCCCUGGAUUGUGAGAUAGUCAGUGCCAAAUCUUCUGAGAUGAACGUCCUCAUUCCUACGGAAAGCGGUGACUUUAAUGAGUUUUCAGUCCCUGAGCAGUUCAAGACCCUAUGGAAUGGGCAGAAGCUGGUCACCACAGUGACAGAAAUUGCUGGUUAA